CUCUUUUCUGUCAAGAGUCUGAUCAUUGUACAGCCCAUCCUACUCCACUUCUUAUUUCCACCCCUUUAUCUCCCAAGUGGGACGAGAAGAGGAGAGAGAUAAACUGAUCUCUCUAUCCUUCCUGACUCUCUCCUCGCCUGUGCUUCGUGGUCUGACAGCCAUCCGCCGUACAGAUGAUGCCCACAAACUCAUCAAAAAGCGACGUGCAUUCUCGCCAUCAACUGGACCACAAAAUAACCCCACGUCACGAUGAGUACACCGUCGGGUGGAUAUGCGGCUCGCCUCUGGAUACAGUAGUUGCGACAAUGAUGUUGGAUGAGCUACAUCCACAGAUGUCGCAAAAGUUUUCGGCUAUAGAUCAUGUUUUCCUUGGAAGAAUUGGAGUUCACAACAUCGUUAUUGCUCGUUUACCGUUGAGCAAAUGCGGUGAUACUCAGGCAAUUGCAGCUUUGGAAAGGGAGAUGUUCUCGACUUUUCCUGCCAUCCGCUUUUCUCUUGCAGUCGGUAUCGGAGGUGGCGUACCAAGGAGCAGCGCCGAUAUUCGAUUAGGCGAUGUUGUAGUGAGCCAGCUAACAGGCAAAUCUGGAGGGGUGAUCAGGUACGAUCUUGAUAGAGCAUCACGCAGGGUCUAUUUCCACCGGACCGGAUCGCUGAGUGAGAUCCCUGAAUAUCUGUCAAAUGCUUUAGUUACCCUCCAAACCGAUCACGGCCUUAGGGAGCUUAUGGGGCGUGAAAUCACCAAAAAUAUGGCUGAGAUUCAAAGAAAAGUAUCUUCUUUCGGCAAGUCCUUGAGACCAGAAGAGGACCGUCUAUUUCAAGCUGAAUAUGAACAUCUCGCACCCGGUUCGUGUGCGAAUUGCGAUCGAUCCAAGUGGGUAAUACGACCUGAACGAGAGCAGGAUAAGCCUGUCAUCCACUAUGGAUCCAUUGCGUCUGGGGAUCAAGUGAUGAAAAAUAGCCAACUUCGAGAUCAUAUAGGCCAGGUGCUAGGAGUCCUCUGUGUCGAUGUGGGGACCACAGGUCUCAUGGGUAUCGUUCCAUGCCUGGUCAUUCGGGGCAUCUGUGACUAUGCAGACUCUCACACAAACAAGGCUUGGCAACAAUAUGCAGAAGCUGCGGCUGCGGCCUAUGCAAAGGAGCUUCUAUUGAUGGUUCCAGCUCCACGAACAACACAAUCUGCGACUCGACCCCUUUCUAUGAUGUUUCCGCCGCCCCAAGCAAUAGGCAUCAAUAAGAGUGGAUAUAGCAAUCCAACCCGGGAAUGGAGUGGACUAAGGGAAAGUACCCUCAGUGCGCCGCCAACGGAUUCUGGAUAUGCAUCUACUACCCACCAAAAGAUUCCACGCCGAGAUGAAUAUCACACAGAACAUGACAAUAAUGUUCAAAGCUUAGUGUCUGGCGAAGAGAGAUUCCCUUAUCCUCCGGCGGCAGCUAGCCCGAGAAAGGCAGAAGACGACCACGGCGAAGACACUGAAUCUAUCUAUACAACUAAGUCUAGCAUUUCCCCUUCAGAUAAGCAGCUCUAUAUUUCUGAAUUGGUCAAUGAUUUGUUCAGAAAAGCCCAGUAUGAUCAAGAUACCCGAAACCUUCGGGAAAGAAUUUACGGUAUUCUUCCUCAACUUCUUAAAGCUUUUGCAAUGAGAUUUGGUCAAUCAGGCUCGACUCAGAUACACAGGGAUAUAAUGGUGUUCAUCCGUCGACAUAGAAAUGAAAUUGCGAAUGGGCUGAGAAUGAAGUACCUAGAAGAUCAGACUGAAACCUAUGUGUCCACACAUGACGACACCAAAAUGGAAUUAGGCGACCUCAUGGAUCUCUGGGACCAACAUCUAGAGGAUGCAGGUGAUGAUCUUGCCGUUCCACAGUUCGACAGUGGGGCAGUGAAUUCAGACGUUGACGAAGAUAUACCAAUUGAAGAUGGUGAUGAAAAUCUCCCUGAACAUACGAAAUAUUGGGACUUGAUUACCGGCAGCCCAGUGUAUGAAUGGCUAAUUGGAAAUCUUCGGAGGAAACUUCACCUGCACCCAGCAGAGCCAAAUGUUCAAGAUGGUAUUCGCGACCGAAUCCUGGAGAUCCUCCCGUCAUCCCGAAGAGUCAGUCGAUAUGACCAGCCAACAAUAUAUCAGGUAGUAUUCAUUCUCAAUUGGGAUCCCGCGUCUUUUGUCGCAGAGCAGGAGUAUGACAUAAGUAAAGAAGGCUUCCUUGAGAAGAUAAUCACGAUUACAGGGUCCAGUGAGGACGCUCAAGCAAUGACUUGCUUGCAAUACCUCCAGCAAACAUGGCAUUCAUAUGGUUCCGAUAUCCUUCAGCUAGUCGAGGCUACACUGCUUAGUGAGCGUGACUAUAAACACAGCUGUACACUGCCAGACAAUACACAACUCGCGGUUUGGACGAAUGAAAAGGAGUUUCUAGUUGAAGUCACUGGGAUAGAGAGUUCAAUUACAGAGAUUGGGGAACAACUUGCGUGGCUAGGCUCUGCUCUCCGUUCCUCGCCCCACGACUCUAGGAUAUUGUACUGCACACCGUUCAUCAACAGCGCCAGCCCUUCUCCAGAACCCCCCCAGGCCAAAAAGCGCGAGUCCCGUGCUGGGACUCGUAAUGUGACGUCGCUAUCUACUGAACAGCUGGAGAGGAAGCGCGCCAACGAUCGGGAAGCCCAAAGAACCAUUCGUCAGCGGACCAAGGACCACAUUGAACGGCUGGAGCACCAAGUGGCCGAGUUGAAAGUCAAGGGGGAACACCGACGGAAUGUGGCGUUGGAACAAGAGAUUCGAGCUUUGAAGCAUCAGCUCGCCCGAGCUAGUAGACAGGAAUAUCCGGGUAUGAGUUAUAAAGAUGCAUCAAACUCAAAUCCACAAGCAGCAGCUAUCACACGGGUAUUAUGCGGUAUUGAUUUCAAGUGUGAGGAUCAGGAGCAAACGAGCUCGUCGCCGCUCCUGGGACAAUGCUGGCAUCACUUGUUCCGAAACCCCACAGUGGUGAUGGGCUUCCCAAUACCAUACCGCUCCAGACAAAAUACUGGCCUUGAAAUCCCGCUCAACAUUUUGGCUGGUCUAGCCCAAGCAACGCAGGUGGAUGUUUUUAGAGAUAAGCUAUUCAUCAAAGGAUUUUCUAGCUUAUUGAUUCCGACAGAGUACAUCCGAGAUCAGGAUCAGAUGAUGUGGCACCUACGUUAUAAUGUGCAUGGAGAUCGCAUUUCGUAUCUGGAUGGCAUUGGGGCUCAUGUCGGACACAUCACACUAGCCGAUUUGGAGUCGAGCCGACAUAUUCUUGGUUGGUGUUCAGACGCAAAAUUAUAUACCGGCGCAACAGAUGCUAGUUAUUCGAUCAAUCGAUCUUGGUUGGGGCCACCGUCCGCUCGCUGCAGCUUAAACAACACAUUGAUCACGGCAGGCAGGCUAAUCACAGGCGGUGACCCGGCAAUAUAUGGCAACAGAGACAUACCGUAUCGACUAAUUAGGGAUGAGUACAUUGAAAAGCUCUCGUGGAUUGCCAGACAAUAUGUGGUAAUGUGGGAUGCAGGAGCCAAACGGGGGUGGUUGGUGAAUGGAGCCUGCGCUCUAUUGCACCUUCUUUUUGCUUCCCUAUAUUUCAACAGAACUGAUCCACUCGGUUUUGCAUUCCAGUUAGAUCUUACCGACAUUAAAGUCCCAGAGAACACAUUCAACCCAAGCUCUGCAAUGGAGGUUUUGUUGAACCCUGAUAACCUUACUCUGAAACUGUACCACGCGAAACAGAGCGAACCAAGUGAGGCAACUUUACCUCCGGUACGAAUUCAAGAUAGAGUCGAUCGUUUGUAUAACAUGCUCGAGAAGAUCAUGGAUCAUCAAGCAGAGAUCAUGGGGGCAGGCGGCGGAGCGUCACUCAAUAUUUCCAGGGGAAACCUGGAAGGAUGGGAUUUCAAGGAUUUAGCGACCCAGGAAGACCCGUUGUAUCCUCGGCUUUGUAAGUUGGGGAUAAGAGGGAAAAGCUGGGUUGACUUCACUAGAGAUAUUCGUGCGGCAGUGCUAUUCGGGACGGGGUUUGGUGAGAUUCUUCGCCCGGUUGAUAACGACCAACUAUGCCCAUACUGGAGCAGAUUGCCAGAAGGUAAAUCUUACCUUGCAGUCAGUGGGUAUGAUCUUACCAAUAUCAUCGAUCGGUUUGGAAAUCCACAUAGUAGACCAGUCCGACUGACCCGCAAUUUGAUUUGGUGCAACUGCCUAGACAAUGGCCCCCCAGCUUGCAAGUGCAUUGGACUCCCGGAACAGACAGAGCAUUCCGAACUGGCACAAGUAAUCCUGCCUUCACACUUCAAAAGGAGAAUACCUAAGCCGAAUUCCGUUCGACUAAGCGAUUGGAGCCAUGGUGCGAUAUUAUUUGGUUACAACAGAGACUUGCGGUGGACCUGGAACGACACCGGCUACCCUGAACAGAAAGACGUCUUGUCAUACUCAGGUGAUUCGGGGUCCGAUUCAGACGGCGACUUCCAAGACUCAGGACUUGGAACAAGCCUGACCCCUGCCACUGCCGAUGGUUCCAGGAGACUGUCAUUGUCAAGGUCCCCGUCUGGAGGUAUUACUUACGAGGACUACGAGGUAGGCAUUGUGUGUGCGCUGCCCAAAGAACUUCUUGCCGUCCGCGCAUUGUUCGAUUCAACCCACCCUGACCUCGAAAAAGACCGAAAUGACCCUAAUUGCUAUUGUCUCGGACGGAUGAAAGAAUUCAAUGUGGCUGCUGCUGGUCUCCCACACGAUGAUUAUGGCACGAAUUCCGCCACGAAUGUUGCUUCUCAUUUGAUCCGAACUUUCCCGCGAGUGAAGUUCUGCCUGGUCGUUGGUAUCGGAGGGGGAGUACCUUCUGCAAAUCGGGACAUACGGCUUGGUGAUGUCGUCGUCGGUACCGGGGUGCUACAAGGUGAUAUGGGGAAAUGGAUCCAGAACUCCGAGUUUAAGAUGACGGCACAGAAACAACAACCACCACCCUAUUUACGAGCAGUCAUCACGAAAAUCCAGUCCAAUGGUUUCAUUUCCUUCGAGUCCGCUUUGAACCCGCUCCUUGACGAUCUUGAUCUGAUUGCCUCAAUGCAACCGAAAUACUUAUACCCAGGCGCAGACAAAGACAUGCUAUUCGACGCAGGUGACGUGCACGUUGAGACGGAACCAAAUUGUGACAAGUGCAUCGGCAGCCGAAGUCCAAGGACUCGACAGCAUGACGGCCCAAGCGUUUUCUACGGUCUUAUCGCAUCUGGUAAUCAACUCGUUCGAGAUGCAAGAUACCGAGACCGCCUGGGACAGGAAAAUGUGAUCUGUGUUGAGAUGGAGGCGGCAGGGGUCAUGAGAACCACCACCGACUGCCUUGUCAUUCGGGGCAUAUGCGAUUAUGCCGACUCGCAUAAGAACGAUCAGUGGCAGGAGUAUUCCGCUGCCACGGCGGCCGCUUACGCCAAAUUUUUCCUGUCUCAUAUGCGCGAAAGCGCUCAUGACUUCGCCGUCCGAGUUCCAUCACGGUUGGAAGCUCCGACGGGGUCAGUACACUUGCAGAAGGAGAAGCGGGCUGCAUCAUGUGCUGUCUAUGAGCAGCAUGUGGAGCUCAAGAGAUCUCGACGAUACUGAACUCUAAUCCAUUGCUGAUAGAGGUCGAUCUAGACGAGCUCCAGAUGUCGCCAUAAUCCAAGGAACGAUCAGAGGUGAUAAUGCCAGAGUACUACGGUUCUACGUGUUUUGAAUGGCAGCAAGACGAACAAUUGACUCGAUAUGUACAUUCUUAAUUUGGGGUUUUCAAUAGAGACUCCUAUCAUUAAGGGGUAAUUUUCUUCGAGCCUCCGUUUCAACUCGUUGAUGGUCAUGCAAACUUUCUAAGUCUAUCUGAUGCUUCUUAGCUGGAGAUGUACAUCUGUUGGUG
Aspergillus costaricaensis CBS 115574 is the source of this 5880-nucleotide messenger RNA. RefSeq names its product purine and uridine phosphorylase. Gene Ontology annotation, biological process: nucleoside metabolic process. Gene Ontology annotation, molecular function: catalytic activity. The coding region runs from base 174 to 5591 and encodes 1805 amino acids. NCBI's taxonomy places the organism in Eukaryota, Fungi, Ascomycota, Eurotiomycetes, Eurotiales, Aspergillaceae. The transcript has 5 exons. The record is from RefSeq and is a predicted model, not a curated record.